GACGGCGGGCGGCGGGCGGGGCCGUGUGCGCCUGCGUGGUGUCUGUCCGGGCCGCAACCCCACGCCGGCUGCAGCUCCGCGAGCCGAGCCGGAUCUCGAGCGGGGUACACGGGCUGAGGCGGCGGCGGCCCCGCCCCGGGGCUCCAUUGUUAAGGCGGCUGCGGCUCUGUCGGCUGUUCAGCUGCGCUCCAGUCGGCCCAGGCGCCGCGGCGAGGAGCGAGCGCUGCGAGGUGGCGGUCUGAGCAAUGGAAGAGUUAAUAGUUGAACUUCGUCUCUUUCUUGAACUCCUGGACCAUGAAUAUCUAACCUCAACUGUCAGGGAGAAAAAGGCAGUGAUAACCAACAUUCUGCUAAGGAUACAGUCAUCCAAAGGUUUUGAUGUGAAGGACCAUGCUCAGAAGCAGGAGACCGCUAACAGCCUGCCAGCCCCUCCUCAGAUGCCCCUGCCGGAGAUCCCUCAGCCCUGGCUGCCUCCUGACAGUGGGCCUCCACCAUUGCCAACAUCUUCCCUCCCAGAAGGUUAUUAUGAGGAAGCUGUGCCGCUGAGCCCCGGAAAAGCUCCGGAAUACAUCACAUCAAAUUAUGAUUCCGAUGCGAUGAGCAGCUCUUACGAGUCGUAUGAUGAAGAGGAGGAGGAUGGGAAGGGGAAGAAAACCCGGCACCAGUGGCCCUCUGAGGAGGCCUCCAUGGACCUGGUCAAGGACGCCAAAAUCUGCGCCUUCCUGCUGCGGAAGAAGCGGUUCGGCCAGUGGACCAAGUUGCUCUGCGUCAUCAAAGACACCAAACUGCUGUGCUAUAAAAGUUCCAAGGACCAGCAGCCUCAGAUGGAACUGCCACUCCAAGGCUGUAACAUUACGUACAUCCCGAAAGACAGCAAAAAGAAGAAGCACGAGCUGAAGAUUACUCAGCAGGGCACGGACCCGCUUGUUCUCGCCGUCCAGAGCAAGGAACAGGCCGAGCAGUGGCUGAAGGUGAUCAAAGAAGCCUACAGUGGUUGUAGUGGCCCCGUGGAUUCAGAGUGUCCUCCUCCACCAAGCUCCCCGGUGCACAAGGCAGAACUGGAGAAGAAACUGUCUUCAGAGAGACCCAGCUCAGAUGGGGAGGGUGUUGUGGAAAAUGGAAUUACCACAUGUAAUGGAAAGGAGCAAGUGAAGAGGAAGAAAAGUUCCAAAUCAGAGGCCAAGGGCACUGUGUCGAAAGUCACUGGGAAAAAAAUCACCAAGAUCAUCAGUCUGGGAAAGAAAAAGCCGUCCACAGACGAGCAGACCUCCUCAGCUGAGGAAGAUGUUCCCACCUGCGGCUAUCUGAACGUGCUCUCCAACAGCCGCUGGCGAGAGCGCUGGUGCCGAGUGAAAGAUAACAAGCUCAUUUUCCACAAGGACAGGACCGACCUGAAGACCCAUAUUGUGUCUAUUCCGCUCCGUGGCUGUGAGGUGAUCCCGGGUUUGGAUUGUAAACAUCCUCUGACGUUCCGGCUGCUGCGCAACGGCCAGGAGGUUGCAGUAUUGGAGGCAUCUUCUUCUGAAGACAUGGGCAGGUGGAUUGGGAUUUUACUUGCAGAGACGGGAUCCUCCACAGACCCGGAGGCUCUGCACUAUGACUACAUUGAUGUGGAGAUGUCUGCAAGUGUCAUUCAGACAGCCAAACAGACCUUCUGUUUCAUGAACAGGCGUGUUAUAUCUGCUAACCCAUAUCUAGGGGGCACCUCCAACGGCUAUGCCCACCCCAGCGGGACGGCACUUCAUUAUGACGAUGUCCCGUGCAUCAACGGCUCGUGGGAACCGGAAGACGGCUUUCCUGCUUCCUGCAGCAGAGGCUUGGGAGAAGAGGUGCUUUAUGAUAACGCAGGCCUGUACGAUAACUUGCCGCCUCCGCACAUCUUUGCCCGCUACUCUCCUGCUGACAGAAAGGCCUCUAGGCUGUCUGCUGACAAGCUGUCCUCUAACCAUUACAAAUACCCUGCCUCCGCUCAGUCUGUCACUAAUACCUCUUCUGUGGGGAGGGCGUCUCUCGGGCUCAACUCGCAGCUCAAGGGUAAAAAGCCCCCCGUGGCGUCUAAUGGGGUCACAGGAAAAGGGAAGACUCUGAGCAGUCAGCCAAAAAAAGCGGAUCCCGCGGCUGUUGUGAAAAGGAUGGGUUCGAAUGCUGCCCAGUACAAGUAUGGCAAGAACCGGGUAGAAGCAGAUGCCAAGCGGCUACAGACCAAAGAGGAGGAGCUGCUGAAGAGGAAAGAGGCCCUGCGGAAUAGGCUGGCCCAGCUCCGCAAGGAAAGAAAAGACCUUCGAGCGGCUAUUGAAGUGAACGCCGGCAGGAAGCCGCAGGCGAUCCUGGAGGAGAAGCUGAAGCAGCUGGAGGAGGAGUGCCGGCAGAAGGAGGCGGAGCGAGUCAGCCUGGAGCUGGAGCUGACGGAGGUCAAGGAGAGCCUGAAGAAAGCGCUGGCGGGCGGAGUCACCCUGGGGCUGGCCAUCGAGCCCAAGUCAGGGACAUCGAGUCCACAGUCUCCAGUGUUCAGGCACCGGACCCUGGAAAACUCGCCCAUCUCCAGCUGUGACACCAGUGACACCGAGGGCCCCGUGCCGGUGAACAGCGCGGCCGUCUUGAAGAAGAGCCAGGCGGCCCCGGGCAGCUCCCCCUGCCGAGGGCAUGUGCUGCGGAAGGCCAAGGAAUGGGAAUUGAAGAACGGGACAUAGGGGACAGCAGCACCACUCCAGCUUCAGAGACUGCACACCCCCUUGCCCGUGUCCUCAUCUGUGUGACGGCAGGAAGCUCUACCCAGAGUGGCCUCAGCUGCACGACUCCAGAGGCUCCACGACUGAGCUCUGAGGCCAGUGCCUGUCCCCCAGGCCCACUUGUAUUCUUUCUACUGUAAAAUGGCGCCUUUAAAAAAGAUGUAAGACUUUGGUUCCCAACUUUGUUAAAAAACAAAAAAAGUGAUGGAAAGGUGUUUGAAACGAUGCUAUCAGGCGAAGUGACAUCUUUCUAACCAGAUAGGCCAUUGCUUUCACCGAUUCCAACCCAGCCUUGGACUGAGGAUGGAUGGUUCCAUGAGCCCCCAGAUGAAAACCUGGAUUCGACGGGGAAGAGCUUGGAUCCCUGGCUGCCCCAGGCAUGAGUGUGGCUGGCGCAUGGGCACUGGGCUCACCUUGCACGCCCACCAGGAGGGCCAGGGGCAUACGCAGUCCUGACGUGGACUUUGUGUCUUGGCAUACCCUCUCCACGUGCCCGUCCCCCUCGUCAUCAGAGGUAAAGGCAUGAGAAAAUCGCGCUGUGAAACGUUUUUUACCUUUUAUUAUUAUUUUUUGGACAGAUGCUUUUGUCACCAAGACAUGAAAAGCUGCCAUUUUUCUUAACCUGUUUUUAAAGAAUGUCUUUCUUAUUGUGUGUCACACUUAGAUCAAGGAUUUUUCAGAGGUUCCUUAUUUUAUUAAUUAUUUGUGCUGCUUUUGACAGGUAGCAGAUUGACAGGUAGCAGAGGGCUUUAAUACUUCACUAACAGUACACCCUCCUCCCCCUUGGGCUAGCAUCCCCAGCCCUUAAUCCACGUCGGAGUCCCACCAGGAGCCUCUGGGGCAGGGGCUGGCUCCUCGCCGCUGUACAGGACGUUUACUGCUGCUUCGGGCCAGGGCAGUCCUUUGAAAGGGAAUUGAAAGGGAAGCAAGUUCCAGAACUUGUUCCCUUAUAGAACUAUAAAACACCUUAGAGCAAGAGGCAGGAAUUCUAGGGCCUCCUGCCCCUCCCCCUCCCCUUCCUCCAGCUUGUCAAGUUAAACCACUAAUGUGUUGGUGGGCCUGGCCGUGCUGCCUCUCCUGAGUGGGGUGGGUGCAGGUAGGGCCUCUUUCCCAGCUUUCUUGCUUGCCUUCUGUGCAAUAUUUCUUGGAGAAUUUGGAUGCCUAAGGCAUAAAGGAAAAAAACAGAGUUCAUAGUUUGAGCUGGUAUCUACCCCCUGGGUUUAAAAAUCAGAUUAACUUCUUGGUCUCCCAGAGGCUGCUGUCAGGAAUUCUCCAGUACGGGAAGAUGCAGUCACUGAUGACGAAAUAAGUCACCCCUGAACGCCUCCGCAGGCAGAUUCAUGGAGACCAGUCCCAGCAGCGACCGCCCCUUCCCCAAGCAUAGAAUACAGAGGUGCCACACUUGGUGUAAGCCUUCCUUCUGUCCAGAAUGUCGUUUUUCACACAGAGGAAGAGAUGGCGGGAAAACACUGACUCCUUGGGUUUCCCCCAGACAUACUUUCAGAGCGCUAGCUGUGUGGUGCAUGGGACUUUACAGUUAGGAUUCAUGUUUAAGGUGGUGGCACUUGAGGCCCGCAAGGGCCACGUUGGAUUACUGAAGCGGGAAAGCGGUCUCCCAUGUAUAAGAAAGUUUUACAACACGAAUUGGAAGCUGCUUGAGUCCACCUGAACUUGAAUUGAUUGCAAAGCCAUCUGCCGGGAACGGUUUUGGGUUCCUGAGCCGUCAGCCAGCCUUUCCCCUCUGAUGCAUGUUCCUCCCAGCCUAGUCCGUGGAGGCCCAUCACACCAGCAUCCGUGACGCCAGCUUCCCACUAGGACAUCCAGGCAGGUCGGGCGGGGACGCCACACGCCUCAGGGCCGCCCGCUGCAUUGCCAUAGAGGAGCCCUCCCUCCAGUGGUCACUUCCCACCAUUGCAGGCAGCUGGGCCCACUUCAUACCACACAAAAUGAAUUUUCUAUAAAGGGAAAAAAGUUUGCUCCUCCAUAGAUUUUUGCUGCCUUCGGGUCAAAUAGUUUUCCCGGUUGAGGCUCUUGGGCCACUCUGAUUGGCAGCCUGCUUUGCCAAAGAGAACUGUGUGAGGUUUUGGUGGUUAGUAAGAGAAGGGGGAGAUGGCCAGCCUGAAGUCACGGUCCUGGCCCAGCACAGGUGGGCAGCAGCGAGCUGGCAGGUGAAGCAUGAGCAGCACGCAGAGUGUCACAUGGGCCUUAGCCGUCACCCACCAGCUUCCUCACCAGGCAAGGAGGCCCCGGAGCCUUAGCAGGGACUUGCCCGAGGGCACAGCUGAUUGGUGCUCGACUCCCAGCAUGCAUAUUUUGUUGUAAAAACCCAGGUUUGUAAUUCACAUCCACAACCCUAAGCCUUUUAAAGAGGAGGCAAACGUUUAACGAACCCCAUUGUGGUCCAUGGAGCCUUUCAAAAUGGGUGCCCUGGAGGGGCCUGACAGUGGGUUCCUUCCAUGGCGGAUACUCCCUUAAAAUUUCACAUUCCAUCAAAGUUUAAAGCAUUUACUUCAGAAUAAGUUAUUUAUGUGUAUAUGUUCAAUAAAUAUAGUUUUUAAUUUAUAUCUGUACAUAUUAGACACACGCAAGCCAUCUUGCCAGAAUUCUGACAGUGAUGUCAUUUUAUUCCCCUCCCAAAACAUGCCCCAGGAACAAGCACCCCUUGCCUCUGUGGCAGCUGCGAGUGUGUCUGAUUUCAUAACGAAGCCAGGCUGAGGGCAAGAGGCCCGACAGGCAGGCCAGGGUCCCCAGAGAAGCCAGGAUGAGGGGUGCAGAGGCCCGACAGGCAGGCCAGGGUCCCCGGAGAAGCCGGAUUUCUUCGCAAUGUCACUGGUACUUAGCAGAUGGUCGUGUUCACAGGGGCUGGCCACCUGUACUACGGUGCCGACCACAUUGCGCGGAAUGUGGUGGCCACGCGAUGGAGCUGGCCGGAGGACAGGCCAGGUGAGGGGGCCGACCCCUGCUGGGCUCAGGGCUCCCUCCAUUCUAACCUUGAGCCACAGUGUCACUCUUCAGGGCUCUGCUCCCGGCUCUAUUUUGUUAAGGUGUCAUCAGCCUUCAACCUCCAUUUAUAUAUUUUUAUAAUGUUAAGCCACUGACCAACUUUUUUCAUAGAAACAACUAUCAGAUUCGAGGGCUCGCUUUGUCCCCCUGACCUGGGCACAGGCAUGGGCCAUGGCUCCCUCUUCCCAGAAUCUGCGGGGAACUGGGGCAAGGCCCAUCUGUCUGCAAGGCUGGUAGCUCUCUCCCUCGGCUUCCAGAGUCCACGGCGGUUGCAAGGUAACCAGUGUGGGUCUGCUGAGUCACCCCAGGCACCAGACUCGCCCCAGGAGCACAGGCCACUGUCCAUGGGGCCUUCCUUGAGACCUUCCCUUGGGGCUGGCGGGCGGCGGCUUACCAGCUGGGUCAGUCCCGUCUCGCCCCUCUGUGCCUAUGCCCUGGCGUUGCCAGGCUUAACCUUCCCCUGUAUCUUUCUUACUCAUCCCAGAGUUAUUACUGGCCAUUUCUAAAUAGACAAAAACUACCCUAAAAUGUGGAGAUUUACUCCUUUUGAAAAGUCUGUUUCAAAAAGUGUGUCCUUAGCUCUGGAGGCCACCCCCAGGAAGGAGUUUGAGGUUCAUUGUCAUUAUGGCCACAGUUUGGUGCUUGUGCACGGGACUCAAAGGGCAGCGUCGAAGCUAGGGUUAGGUGUAGGCUUGUGAGCACAGCUCCCUUGUUUGUGGCCACACCUUACCUUUCCAAAAAGGCUAUUAAUUCUACUCACCCACUAUCUGGGGGGAUGUAAAUUUUGCCCACAGACUUUGCUACCCAGGUGAGGUGCUCUGUUCAUGCACGGAACUCAUGUCAUUAGACACCGUCCAAGGAUGGGCAGCCUGCAGUGUGGCCGGUGACUGCCAUCCAGAGAAAAGGCACCUUGUGCCACAGGGCGGGGCCGACACCCUGAGCUCACAGGUGGCCCCUGCAUUCAGGUGGAUGUCCAUCCUUGAAACAGCCUCUUCUGGGAGCACAGCACUGGAGGUCUCCACAGCACUGGAGGGUUGGCCGGCAGGGUGCCCUGCAGCUUACAUAAAGGUCGUGGCAAUGUUUCAAUGUUAAACUAUUGCCUUCCUCUUACUUUUCCUAAAAUGAUUUUCUAAUGGGAACAGUCACUUCAAGUUCAUGACAUAGUUUGAAGGAGGAUAAUUCAUUUUUUCCUGGUUGUCACUGUCUUCUUAGCCCCUUGGUGGGCUGGGUUCAUACUGUGAAAUAAACUAAAAUGAAACCAAAACGUUCCUGCCGUAAAUACGUGGCACAGCACUGCAGAAAAAGCAAAGUCACCUCUAUUCGUGAGUCCCCAAGCCAUAGCAGGGCGUCUGUAAAAGAAGGGAAGUGGUGGGCGUCAGACGCAUCCUUUCGCCCGUAGUUCAUGAAAUAGUUCUGGCUUUGGUCUUCCAGAAAAUCUCAACUUCACCGUGCACAAGUGUUACCGGGUCUUUUUAGUGUAGCCAUGGAAGAUACUUUCAAAAGGACAUCUUCAGAUCAUAAUUCUUAGGACCAAAGGUGUUUUUAAUGAGAUAAUCUUUUUGAUUUUCUAACAAGAAAGGAAAUAUUCACUUUAAAUUUUAACAUCAACUUUUAAGUGAUAUUCAGAAUUAAUUGACCAUGGCGAUACGUUGUAAAAUGUUUUCAUAUUAAGAAUGUAAUUAUUUCCUUAUUGUAUUUUUUAAAAGCUAAAGUCAUAUUUAAAAUUCUCUUUGAAAGAAACAGGCAAAGAAACAGCAAAGAUUUUUUUUAAUUAAAUAUGUUGGUAGUGCCCACUUCAAAUGACUGUAAAUAUAUUUUCACUGUUUCUCAAUGUAUUUAAUUCAUAAAGUAAAAAUUUUAUGAAAAGAAACUUGCAAGGAAAAUCCUAGUUUUCAGUCCACUCGCCCCACUUUGUAGUAGCUUCACUGAAUUUCCUGCUUUCCUGGUUGAAUUUUCUACUGUUUCACGUGGUGUAACCCUAGACUGGCGCCCUUGGCGUGCCCGUUUGUGUAUGAAUAAACUUCUCUCCCCCA
This is a messenger RNA of Pan troglodytes (chimpanzee), 7765 nucleotides long. RefSeq names its product actin filament associated protein 1 (gene AFAP1). NCBI's taxonomy places the organism in Eukaryota, Metazoa, Chordata, Mammalia, Primates, Hominidae. Bases 246 to 2690 code for a protein of 814 amino acids. The record is from RefSeq and is a predicted model, not a curated record. The transcript has 18 exons. Gene Ontology annotation, molecular function: SH3 domain binding; SH2 domain binding. Gene Ontology annotation, cellular component: cytosol.